CUUUAGUCGGGAAUAAAAAAGGACCGCAAUACCGCUCAAUAGACCUCUGCCUCAAUGUACCUGAGAUCUAGCAGCAAUCACUCAGUAUACGAUUUCGAUUCUUUACCUCAGGCAGCCCGGACUAAGGCCAUCGUCGAAAGAUAGGUCUACAUCAACAUGGUGCGAGGAGACGCAGCCCGCUUCCAGUUCCUCCCCCCACAUCGCACUCUUCCCUCCACUCCUGUCCCACUCGCAGAUGCAGAGAAGAUGCUCACCGCGUAUCUCGACAAGACCGACUAUGAACCACACCUUCACCCAGACGCAAUUCUCAACGCCGUUGGCAUACAGCUGUCUCUUUCUAGUGGCACAGAAGGCGGACUGACUUUACAUAACCUACGGCGCAUCCAGGCCGGCUUACGAGGAGAGAAACUUGGACCAGGGACAUCGGCUGAUGAAGAUGCGAAGGGAAGCUUGCAGAUUCAGCCUGCUGGUCAGGAAGAGGUGCGCGAUGAAGAAGAUGUUCUGGCUUCUGAAGAUGAAGCUGCAGCUCUAGAAGAAGAUCCGCUGCGUAGACCGAUGCCAGCAGAGGAGAAGCUAGUGGACGGCAUGGCAAGUGACCGCGAGUCAGAGCAUGACGGCAAGAGUCAAUACAUCACUACUCAGCCGAAAGAGACCCAGGAGCCAGGUGAUGACGAGGCACUGGUGACAGCGAUCACUGCGAAGAAUGAAGCUGGCAAGAAACGGAAGAAGGUAGAGAUAGGGAAUGGCAGCGCUGCGAAAACAUUCGAGACUUCGAGAGAGAGGAAUCUUGAGAAAAAGAAGAAAGACCAAUCGAAGAAGUCGAUAAAUGAGAAAAAAACAAAAAGUGAGAAGAAGUCGAAGAAAGCCGAUGUAUAAUUUCUACGACUAGCUCACGAAAAGGUUGAUGUAACAUGUCACGAACACCAGUGGCCAAUGAUUCAUUCUGUGAGAUAUGGAACGCAUCACUUGAAGCAUUAUUCUAUCCAUCGGCAGGGCCUCACAUAUUUCCGACGCCAGUUGAUCCCAGCUCACAGUUCCCUUCCAGAUGCCUUCUCCGCCCGCACCUGAUCCGAGUCU
Messenger RNA from Pseudovirgaria hyperparasitica, 1077 nucleotides. RefSeq lists its product as uncharacterized. The transcript has a single exon. The record is from RefSeq and is a predicted model, not a curated record. Lineage: Eukaryota; Fungi; Ascomycota; Dothideomycetes; Acrospermales; Acrospermaceae. The coding region runs from base 157 to 876 and encodes 239 amino acids.